Molecule: messenger RNA, 813 nt
Organism: Knipowitschia caucasica
Lineage: Eukaryota; Metazoa; Chordata; Actinopteri; Gobiiformes; Gobiidae
Source: the annotation of a GenBank genome assembly
AUGACAUACUGGCUCCACGAGUCGAGGGGUGUAACAAGCCUAGGUCUCCGCAGAGGUCUCAACGCUGCGGUCUCCCCACAGAGGUCUCCCCGCUCAGAUCUCCUUGCUGAGGUCUCCCCCCUCAGGUUUCCCCGCUCAGAUCUCCUUGCUGAGGUCUCCCCCCUCAGGUUUCCCCGCUCAGGUCUCCUUACUGAGGUCUCCCCCCUCAGGUCUCCCCGCUCAGGUCUCCCCGCUCAGGUCUCCUUGCUGAGGUCUCCCCGCUCAGGUCUCCUUGCUGAGGUCUCCCUGCUCAGGUCUCCUUGCCGAGGUCUCCCUGCUCAGGUCUCCUUGCUGAGGUCUCCCCGCUCAGGUCUCCCCGCUCAGGUCGCCCCGCUCAGGUCUCCCCGCUCAGGUCUCCCCGCUCAGGUCUCCUUGCUGAGGUCUCCCUGCUCAGGUCUCCUCUUGCUGAGGUCUCCUUGCCGAGGUCUCCCCGCUCAGGUCUCCUUGCUGAGGUCUCCCCGCUCAGGUCUCCUGUCUGAGGUCUCCCUGCUCAGGUUUCCCCGCUCAGGUCUCCUUACUGAGGUCUCCCCCCUCAGGUCUCCCCGCUCAGGUCUCCCCGCUCAGGUCUCCUUGCUGAGGUCUCCCCGCUCAGGUCUCCUUGCUGAGGUCUCCCUGCUCAGGUCUCCUUGCCGAGGUCUCCCUGCUCAGGUCUCCUUGCUGAGGUCUCCCUGCUCAGGUCUCCUUGCUGAGGUCUCCCCGCUCAGGUCUCCCCGCUCAGGUUGCCCCGCUCAGGUCUCCCCGCUCAGGUCUCCCCGCUCAGGUCUCCUUGCUUAG